Messenger RNA from Gigantopelta aegis, 6549 nucleotides. Its product is annotated as chitin synthase chs-2-like. The record is from RefSeq and is a predicted model, not a curated record. Lineage: Eukaryota; Metazoa; Mollusca; Gastropoda; Neomphalida; Peltospiridae. Gene Ontology annotation, cellular component: cell periphery; cell septum. Gene Ontology annotation, molecular function: chitin synthase activity. The transcript is spliced from 13 exons. The coding region runs from base 490 to 5283 and encodes 1597 amino acids.
AGAGAGAGAGAGAGAGAGAGAGAGAGAGAGAGAGAGAGAGAGAGAGAGGCCGCCACCAUUUGUAGUUUACAGGUGCCCCUUGCCCCUUUUGUCUACCUGGAGAAUACCCUAUAUUAUAAAACCCUAAUUUUUCAACCCCUUGCUUUUUGGAUGGAGGCUGGGAAUGGUAAAUGACAAAAACAUUCUUGGAUCAAUCCCUGUCAGUGAGCCAUUAGGCUUUUUCUUUCAGACAGUAUACCACAACAGUUACUGCUGUUAGAAAGGCCUUUGUAUCCUGUCUGUUUCCUGUUUAAUUCUUCUUGUUUUAUUACCACCCUAGUUAUUUUGGGAUAGGUACCGCCCUGACGACAUAUUUUCUACCUCAGUUAAUUCAGGGAGGAGAUGGGAAGGAGUGACUAACAUGCGGAUCCAGCUGCGAUGUGUUGAAAAAUAGCACACACUGCGUCUAUAGCUUCUUACACACUAGGACACAUCCAGGUUUUUCUUAACAUGUGGAAUCGAGAGGCUCUGGAGGAUUGUAUAAAGAAAAAGGUCAAGGAGCGGGACACGAGCCAGCAGUUCCAAGCCUCGCUUUCAAGUAUGAGUACACAUAAUGACUCAACAGUUCCGGAGUGUUACCAGUCCGUAGCUCACUCCCUAGACAGCGGUCACGUGUCUGCUGACGUCAGCUCACCCGUGGAGGACUACAACAAACGAUUCUCCGUCCCAAACCUUCUGGCCUACAACAAGCUCAACUCGGAGAAGUCUGGUCAGCGAAGAUCCACGAUCGGGGACUUGACCUGUGACCACGCGGAUGAACCUAUGGACAAGCGUCGUCUUAAUCUCCUCCAUGUUCCAAAGAGCACUAACAAACGGCGACCGUCUUUGGCGGGGACGCUGGACGAUGAUUUUAAUGAGAGCGUGUCGAUGACGGGGGUGAAUGUCCAGAACGGGAUAAACGAGAGUCUGGAGAGGACGGCGGGAAACGGCGGCAGUCAGGACAGCGUCCACAACCGUUCAGCAGACGACAGCCACAGCAUUGCCACGACUGUUGAGGUGGAGGAGGAGGUGGAGGAAGAUGACAGUUGGAGGCCGUACGACGUGUUCCAGCUGUCUGAGCGAGAUAGCGACGCCAGCGACUCCAUCUUCAAGGAACUGCUCAAGAUUCUCAGACUCGUCCUCUACGUCUUCCUCGUGCUCGCCAUCCUGGCAACCACCGUCACCAGCAGACUGUCGCUGUUCCUCCUAACGUCAGGCAUCAACGAGGACAAACAGUCUCUCAGUGUGAGCAUGGUUCUCCUGCUGUUCUGUAUCUGCGCUCCCAUUGGAUGGAACUGGCUUCUGUCCUUCAUGAAGAUUCUCUUCGGUGGCAAGGAAUGGCCGUCUGUAAAAACCUUAUUUGUGCUGACAGUGCUGGAGCUGCUCCAGACCUGUGGAAUAUCCCUCCUGGUGUUCAAAGUUCUCCCAUCAACUGAUUUCUUCUGUGGAAUCGUCAUCACGUUUGCUGUGUUCCAGGUGCCUAGCUUUCUCCAGAUGCUCUUCUCGGACUACAAGCUAACCUCCGGUUUGUGGAACUGUCUCAAGCUGGUCGGUAUCACCGCGGCGUUUGUGUGUCAGGUCGGAUCAGCAGUGCUUUUCACCCUGACAGACUUCACAUCGUCUGCUGGUCCAAGUAUCACAGUGGACAAGAACGCGACAUUCAGUUUGAGAAAUCUAGUGCAGUUUGGAUAUUUCACCUGGGAAAUUCCAGUAGCCCUGGGUCUUGUUUCUUUGGGAUUUUGGCAGAAUUUUAUUUCGGGCGAGUGGUUCCUGUGUAUGAAGGUGCACUGCUGUUUUAAAUCGUGGAGGAACACGCUCCAUAACGUCAAGGAGACGUCCUACUUCCUCAUAGGACCUCUGAAAAUUGGACUAACCGUCCUCCUCGCAAGACUGAUCACCAACAGCGGGUACAGCUUACCGGACGUGGUUGCGAGGACAGAUGGUGACGUUGUGGGUCACCUGGCGACAUACAGCUUGAUGUACAUACAGAUCGGGUCUGGCAUUAUCUGCACGUACCUGGCGGGUUUGGCGUGCAAACUGCACAUGCAGCGCAUGUCCUUCGCCUUGCCUCUCCUGCUGUCACCUCCUGUAAGUCUAGGCGUGGUCUACCUACAGUGCCGCUACGCCUUUUUGCCGUCCCACUGGCAUGACGGGGAAUGGGCGUGCCCGCGACUGGACUUAAUCCCUCUAGUCAUUCCACUCGGAUGUGCGGGCGCACUCUGGAUCUCCUACUGCCUGAUUACGUCACAUAUAUGGUUCCCGAAGUGCGAACGCAUGGCCAAAAUUGAACGGCUGUUCGUCACUCCGAACUACAAUGGAAUUUUCCCGGAUUACAAUCUGACGAUGCGCAGACGUCGAUACGAGUUGGAUGUGGUGCGAGGGCGAUGCGAGAGCAGCAAGCCGGGGGUGCCGGGUCUGGACAGUGUGACGCCCAUGCUGUAUGUGUGUGCCACCAUGUGGCACGAGACUAGGAAAGAAAUGAGUCAGCUACUGAAGUCACUGUACAGGUUGGACUACAUGCACUGCGCUAGCCGACUGGCCCAAGAAAAGUUUUUAAUCAGAGAUCCGGAUUACUUCGAUUUGGAAAUUCACAUCAUUUUUGACGACGCCUUCGAGUAUGAUAACGAGACUGACCGCUUCGUACCUAACACUUUCGUCCUGCAGCUGGUCGAGGUCAUGGAGGACGCAGCCAGGUCUGUGGUGAAGGGCCCCAUUGUGAUUCCUCCCCCGACAAAGAUCCCCACCCCGUACGGGGGGAGGCUGGUGUGGACGAUGCCAGGGCAGACGCAGCUCAUCAUCCACUGUAAAAACAAAAACAAGAUCAGACACAGGAAGAGGUGGUCGCAGUGUAUGUACAUGUACUACCUGCUUGGAUUUCGCCUGCUGGGAGGGCGUGGAUCCAACAAGACGUCCACGGACAGUGACGGCGAUGCGGCGGACUCCCCAGAGCUCCCCAACAACUCCAUAAGAAACAGGAAGAAACGAAACAGCAGGAAGGGUCAGAAACAGAAGUCGGUUCCCCUGAAAACUCUUCUGAUGAGGAUGCCGCCGGAGAAGUAUGAACAGAUUCUACAGAAAGCUGAACGCUGCUUCAUCCUGUGUCUUGAUGGUGACGUCGACUUCCGGCCCGAGUCGGUGAAGCUGCUUAUGGACAGGAUGAAGAAGAACAAGAAAGUGGGCGCGGUCUGUGGGAGGAUCCACCCCAUCGGAUCAGGUCCUAUGGUGUGGUACCAGCAGUUCGAGUACGCUAUCGGUCACUGGCUGCAGAAGGCCGCCGAGCACGUGUUCGGCUGCGUAUUGUGCUGUCCGGGCUGCUUCAGUCUGUUUAGAGGUUCUGCGCUGAUGGACGACAAUGUUCUCAAGAUGUACACGACGAAACCCACGGAGGCUAGACACUACAUUCAGUUUGAACAAGGUGAAGAUCGCUGGCUGUGCACUCUUCUUCUCCAGCAAGGCCACAGAAUCGACUACUGUGCCGGUGCAGAUGCUCUGACCUUUGCCCCCGAAACCUUCAACGAGUUCUUCAACCAGCGUCGACGGUGGUCGCCCUCGACUCUGGCCAACCUGAUGGAUCUGCUCGAGUCGUGGCGGGAGACUGUCCGGAUGAACGACAACAUCAGCAGGCCGUACAUCUUCUACCAGUUCAUACUGAUAGCGUCCACUGUCCUAGCUCCAGCCACGGUCAUCCUCAUGAUCACCGGCUCGUUCCAUUCCGUGCUAGGCCUGAGCGUGUGGUGGUCCUUUCUGUUGUCAAUGACUCCCGUUGUCUUCUACGUCAUCAUCUGUCUGACUCAGAAGAACACCCUUCAGAUCACCAUAGCGGCCGUGCUGACCGCUCUGUACACUGUGGUCAUGAUGAUAGCAACAGUAGGAACCAUCAUCAGCAUAGCUACGGAAAGUUUCAACAGUCCGAAUGUUGUGUUUCUCUGUGGAUUGGUGGUGAUAUUUGUCGUUGCUGGGUUGCUGCAUCCUCAGGAGCUGUUCUGUCUCGUGUACGGAGCUCUGUAUUUUCUCGUGGUGCCCACGACAUUUAUUCUGCUGACAGUUUACUAUCUCUGCAAUCUCAACAACGUUUCGUGGGGGACGCGAGAAAUGCCUAAGAAGUUGACGCCACAAGAACAAGAAGCCGCCGAUAGAGAAGCUGAGAUAAAGAAAAAGAAGAAAAGCAAGACCUUUUUCAGUCUUUGGGGCUUAGUGGCUCUUGUGCAGGAGCUUCGUGAGGUGACGAGAAGUCUUAUGGGUUUGAAGAAUGAGAUGGAGUCCAAUGCUCUGCAGCAGCAGCAGGAAGGAACCGAAGUGACGAUGGACACGAGGUGUGAGUACGUCCACAAGACGCUCAGUUCUCGAGACUCUGCGUUCUCGCGGACUCCAGUCGGCUGGGAACCAAACCCCGACCUGCCCUUCUGGCUGAAUAUCGAGGAGCUGGGGCACGGCGCCGUGGAGGUGAUUGACGACGAGGAACUGGAGUUCUGGAAAUUCACCAUCAAGAAGUAUCUGCAUCCGCUAGACGAAGACAAAUCGCACCAGGAACAGAUCAAAACGGACCUGAAACUGCUCAGAAAUAAUGUCGUGUUUAUAUACUUUCUCUUAAAUUUCUUGUGGUGCGUUAUUACUCUGCAACUCCAGGGUCUGGAAAGCGAACUGAAAAACUUCUACAUCAUUAAGAAGUACGAACCACUGUCGUUGCUGUUUCUGUCCAUUUUUGCUGUGGUUUUGCUGCUUCAGUUUUUCAGCAUGCUCGUACAUCGGUGGGGUACUUUCCUCCAUCUAAUGUCGAGCACCAGAGUGGACUGGUUCCAGAAGUCUCACAGUGAACAAGAAUUUGCCAAGUUUGUUCUCAACGAGACUCGACGACUUCAGCGACUGGAGCCAGACAUGGAACCGGAUCCCGACUACGGCGAUGAUGACGACGACGCCUACUCGUCGACCUUCUCUGACCCUGAAUUAGGAGAAGAGAUGUUUUCCACGAGAGGGAGCGAUGACUAUUUCGAAACUCUGAGAAGUGUUAGAAGUGACACAAUAAAGCGCCUAAGAAGUCAGUCGCGGAGUGCGGGAGUUCCAAUAUUAGAGACGAUAUUUGAGCAGAAUCUGAGGACUAUGCAGAGCUAUCACAAGAACUCGCUGCGUUACAAGGGCUCCAGUCGGAUGCAACGAGUAGACAGCAAACACAAGGGGCCAGUCAAGGAACACGAAAUGCGGCAAAGACUUUACACUCGGACAAUGGAGCAUGAUAGAGAGCAGUUAAAGAGGAUCAGGGUCAUGUAGGUACUAAACGACAGAGGGAAGACCUAACCUAAGAGCAUGUAGACAACAGAUGGGAAAAAAACCUGACCUAAGGGCAUAUAGACAACAGGUGGGGAAAAACCUAACCUAAAGUUAUGUAGACAGCAGGUGAGGGAAAAACCUAAUCUAAGGUCAUGUAGACAACAGGUGAGGGAAAAACCUAACCUAAGGUCAUGUAGACAACAGGUGGGGAAAAAACCUAACCUAAUGUCAUGUAGACAACAGGUGGGAAGAGGGAAAAGUGAUUUAGUGUCAUGUUAACUAUAAUAUGCAAACGAAAAAGUAAAAUUACGAUGAUGGAGAUAACAGAUGAGAAAAGGAACAACAUGGUUUAGUGUCAUGUUGCCUACAGAUCCUGCCUCGGAUCCAGCAAGUUGCAAAGUGAGAGGUUGAACCCUGGCUUGGCAUGCCUUGACCAUCAAUGGAUAUGAGCAUGUUUAAAUGUAUGCAGACUCAGACAUUCAACAGCAAAAAUAACCUAGAGUCACGUAGACAGCAGGUUAAAACGAGAAAAAGUAACUUUGCAAAAGGGAGUCAAAUGUGUUAAAGCCAUGCAAGCAAUAAUACUCAAUACAAUAAUGCUAAUACUCGAAUUCAAACGAAUCAAGACGAUGCAGACAAUAUUAUUUUAGUACCAGAUCAAUCAAAGAUGACUAGUCGUGAAGACAACAUAUGAGACAGAUAUCAAGGUCAGUUAUACUGUGUAACAACACGGCAAAGGUUAUACUGACCGCAUUAUAUCCUUCUUCAGCGGCUUGCAUGCCCUUUAUGAAUGGAUCCAAAGCGACUUUGGAUUCUGCAGACGGCAAAUGUCUUUCAGUACAAAUAAAGAGGAUUAUGACGUACAGAAAUGGAAUGACCAUGCCGGUUAUUUUGAUGUACUGGGAGACGAAUAACACUGAUUGCUCAAAGUCCACCAAACUGCCAGAAACUCGCUCACAUUGUCGUUAAUGAUAGUGAAAUUUUAAUCUGAUGGAUGAAUGAAUACUGAACGGCACACGGACAAUAUAGGAUAUGCCAUAUUAGCAUCGCUUGCCAGUCGUUCCUCAUUUCAUAAAAGAUAUGUAUAAUGAAAUUCAAAAUGUACAAUUGUUCGUCAACUGUAAUUAUAGGAAGGCACGUCCUGAAACUAUAUUUUAGGUACGCCAGACGAAGAUGAUAACAUGUGUCCUAGGGAGGAAACUAUGUAAGUGGAAGAUGACACUGGAUUGAUAUUAACCAGUACGGCAUUUCAACGGGUGUGUUCUG